ACUGUUUAGUACUUUAGUAUGCGGUUUGAAACACAGCCUGUUGACGCAAUUUAGUGUUCCUGUCACAAACUAGCGACUAAAAUACUCGACAAUAUACGACUAGAGCCUAAGGUGAAGUAUGCCAAUCCAGUGCUUCUCAUUUCCUAUUCCUGAAACCAGAUUCUUUCAGGUUGGCCAACACAUCUACAAGUUUAAGAUAAGACCAGGAAGCAAAAUCAGUGGCAAGGAUGAGAUGUUGGAUAGUGAGCUUGUCAGUGAAGAACUGGAGAAUGCUGUACGAGUUGUGCUCUUUAGCCUGGACAGUCUUCACCCAUUUGCCACCCAACAUUUCAUCAUAUUUCCAUAUAAGAAUAGGUGGGAGCGUGUGUCAGAGCUGAGAUUCAGGAAGGGAGACAGGAACUUAUUUGCUUACCCCUUUCUUAUCACACUGUAUGUGGAGACAAAUAUUCCCAUUCCUCCACUCAUAGUGCAUGCAACGGAGCAGAUCCCUCCUGGUAGAGAAUCUGCAUUGGACAGUCCACCGCCUACUGCUUUCUUUCCCCUUUCCCCAGCAAAACGCAAAAGAACAGAGCAACCACAAGAAGGAGCUUUGAGCCUAGAUGACCAUUACGACAACUUGAAUACACCUCACAGAGGAGCAUCACCGUGCCUGGCUAAUGGUGCAGGAGCAGUUUGUGGCAGGGAGAUAUAUCCUGAAUCAGAGGAGUCGUUUCAAUCUACACCAGGUGCCAAAAACAUAGAGUUGGAUGUUGACCAGGAGAAUCCUGAUACGCCAGUGUCCACAGACAGUGAAAAACUAGGAGUUUUGGCUAGACUGGCCAGUGCUGUGUUUCCUUUCUCCUUACUUUUCCACAGGACAUAAUGAGACGUUAUUAUAAUGCAAAAGUGGAAACAUGUAUUUACCAUUAAUUCACAAUUUCACAUGAGUUCAAGCUUCAAAUAUCAAAUUUCUUUGUUUUUUUUAUGUAAAUAAGCUGUCAUUUUUGACACUGAAUUCUGUUGAACUUAGACGAAUCCUUAACUGAUUCUUUCUUCUUCAAAUGACUUUGUUAUAGUUUUCAGUUUGUAACUUUGAAACAUAUUUUGUAAAUAAAUACUAUUUAUGAUGGAGACUUCACUUGUGCCCGUCAACUAACCAGAAUACCCUUGUUAUUGUAAAUUACGUUGUUUUAAAAUAGUCCAAAGCUUAAACACCUUAAAUUGAGUGUGUAAGUGUAGAAAACCCAGUCCAUAAACAUUUACAUUUUCAGCAUUUAGCAGACACCUUUAUCCAAAGCGACUUACAUUUCUAUUACAGUAUACGAUCUGAGCAAUUAAGGUUUAAGGGCCUUGCUCAAGGGCCCAACAGCAGCAACCUGGCAGUGGUGGGGCUUGAACCAGCAACCUUCUGGUUACUAGUGCAGUACCCUAACCACUAGGCUACCUUUACAUUUUAAUAAGCAUUUAGCAUAUUUCUCCAUAGUCUAUUUGAUUAAAUCCAGAACCUAGUUCAGUGGUCCUCAGAGUACUAAGAGUACAAUGUACAUUUUAAUACAUUUAAUUUAAUACAAGCCUAUGUACAUUUGCUAACUGUAAUUUACUUUUUCUUUUUAUUUCAAUGUAAAUAAAAAUAAGUAUGCCUCUGUGUUAAUAA
This is a messenger RNA of Trichomycterus rosablanca, 1633 nucleotides long. RefSeq names its product membrane-anchored junction protein. NCBI's taxonomy places the organism in Eukaryota, Metazoa, Chordata, Actinopteri, Siluriformes, Trichomycteridae. The transcript is spliced from 11 exons. Gene Ontology annotation, molecular function: DNA binding. Gene Ontology annotation, cellular component: nuclear inner membrane. Gene Ontology annotation, biological process: homologous chromosome pairing at meiosis; meiotic attachment of telomere to nuclear envelope. The record is from RefSeq and is a predicted model, not a curated record. The coding region runs from base 119 to 862 and encodes 247 amino acids.